Messenger RNA from Pyrus x bretschneideri (Chinese white pear), 877 nucleotides. RefSeq names its product heme-binding protein 2. The record is from RefSeq and is a predicted model, not a curated record. Bases 26 to 703 code for a protein of 225 amino acids. NCBI's taxonomy places the organism in Eukaryota, Viridiplantae, Streptophyta, Magnoliopsida, Rosales, Rosaceae. The transcript has 2 exons.
AUGCAACUUUCACUACUGCUCAUCCAUGGCUGCUUUCAAUAUGUUUAAGCUCUCAUUUUUCUUGAGCCUUCUCUCCCAUCUGAACCAGGGGUUGUGGCCACAAAAUCAAAACAGUUUGGUUAUAUUUCCACCAUCAUGUAACAGCAUAGAGUGCCCUAGCUUCGACACAGUCGAGGUUGGAAAUGGCUACGAAGUCCGUCAAUACAAUUCGACAGAGUGGAUAUCGACUUCUCCUAUUCAAGAUAUCUCUCUUGUUGAAGCCACCAGAACUGGCUUCUUACAGUUGUUUGACUACAUUCAAGGGAAGAACAAGUAUGAAGAGAAAAUAGAGAUGACUGCCCCAGUCCUCAGCGAAGUCUCACCAAGUGAUGGACCCUUCUGUGAGUCCUCAUUUGUUGUGAGCUUCUAUGUGCCAAAGAAGAACCAAGAAAACCCACCACCAGCAGAAGGUCUUCAUCUUCAAACAUGGAAACCUAAAUAUGUGGCAGUGAGACAAUUCAGUGGUUUCGUAUCUGACUACAACAUCGGAGAAGAAGCUGCUGCCUUGCAGGCCAGUCUUGCAGGCACUAUUUGGUCUGCUGCCAUUGACAAAAGCCAUGCAGCCGAUCACACUUCAGCUUAUACUGUUGCGCAGUACAAUUCGCCGUUCGAAUUUGAUCAUAGGGUGAAUGAGAUAUGGAUGAUAUUUGAUUUAGAAGAGUGAUCGAUAUAUAGAGAGAACAAAACUACCAUGCUUGAAGCCCCAAAUCACAUAUGUAGUAAGUGUACAAGUCACAGUGGUUGACAUAUACUAUUUUGGAUUAAGCUUCCAUCUUUUUAUCACAGACGUUACUAGUUUUGUUAAAUAUAUCAAAAUGCCAAAAUGCUCUAUUACAUA